AUGGCAUCAGAUGGACGGAAGCUGGGCGAAGAGCAUCAGGAUGUCGAGGUCGGGCCUGAGGUGGUCAACAUCGAUCGGAUCGAGAAGGUGUAUGACAAACUCGAUCGACGAAUCCUGCCCGCAUUCUGGAUCUUGUACUUCAUGUGCUCAGCCAUCCGAUCCAACAUCGGGCUCGCGCAGACGAUGAACUUGGACAAAAAGCACGACCUGGGAUCCGUACUGAACAUUACGCCCAAGCAGGUGUCGACUGGUCUUGCGCUGUUUUACGUGUGCUAUGUGAUUUUCGACUUGCCGUCGAACCUGGUCAUGUCGAGGGUGAGUCCGCACGCGUGGAUGAGCAGGAUUGUUACCUUGCUACGACUGCUUCUUGGAAUUGUCAUUGCGGGUAUGUGGCCGGGCAUGUCUUAUUAUCUCACGCUCUUCUACCCACCGUCGAGAACUGGCAAGCGUAUUGGUCGCUACUUCACUGCGUCUCAGAUCUCCGCAGCCGUUGUCGGCUUGGUUUCUGCUGGCUUCCAGAAGAUGGACGGUGUAGGAGGUCUUGUCGGAUUCCAGUGGAUGUUCCUGAUCUACGGUAUUGUCGGCUUUCUUGUUGGUGUAUCACUACUAUUCUGGCUCCCGGAUCGACCACUCCCACCAGGCGAAGUCCGUGACCGAAGCGGUUGGCUGAGGUUUCUGCCUCAAACCAAGCCAGCUCUGACGGGUGAGGAUGCAAGGGUCCACUAUGAAGAUCUUACCAGAGUCUACAACCGUAGCAUGUGGAACAUGAAAGACCUUUGGCACGUCGUCACCGACUGGAGACUGUAUCCGCUGGUUGUCAUGUACUUUGGUGUUGUUGGAGUGGCUGAGUCUGCUGUCCGCGCCGAUCUGGCUGUAACCCCCCUCUCUGACCGCUUUCACCGCUACCGCGCAUGGUUCUUCAGCGGAGCAGUCAUGAUUCAGAUUGCCGGUCUCCUGAUGGCCACGUUUGCAAAAGACUGGACGCGGUACGGAGGAGUGCUUCUCGUCGGCUUCGGGCUUGGGCCGACGGUACCCAUCUGCAUGGCGUGGUCCAACGAGAUCUUCCAGCUCCGCCACGGCGAAGUCGGUGUGGCAGCCGCCAGUGCCCUUGUGUCUGGAUUGGGCAACUUGGGCAGUAUCCUGACCACAUAUGCGCUGUACUCUGGGUGGCCUGAGGAUGCCAAGCCAGGACCACACAGAUACCGCAAGAGCAACCUGGUCAUGAUUGCAAUCUUGGUUGCCAGCAUCGUGAGCGCAGCAGCCAUGGUGGUUCUGUUGAAGGUGUUUGGCACGAAGAGGAAGGAUGAGGGAAGCGGUAACUCGACUAGCGAGGGUGAGGCUGUCUACAUAGACGGUGCCGCAAGACGCGAGGUCCAGCAGCGCGGACUCGGACGCAUGUUCGCGUUCAAAUGA
Molecule: messenger RNA, 1413 nt
Organism: Parastagonospora nodorum SN15
Lineage: Eukaryota; Fungi; Ascomycota; Dothideomycetes; Pleosporales; Phaeosphaeriaceae
Exons: 5
Coding region: 1-1413 (470 amino acids)
Biological process (GO): biotin import across plasma membrane
Cellular component (GO): membrane
Molecular function (GO): solute:proton symporter activity; biotin transmembrane transporter activity; dethiobiotin transmembrane transporter activity
Source: RefSeq, a predicted model, not a curated record